CCAAGAAGGAUCAAGAAGGUGGAGAAGAAAAGAAAUCUGUGCAAAAGAAAAAAGUAAAAGAGCUAAAAGUGUUGGACUCAAAGACAGCCCAGAAUCUCUCAAUCUUUUUGGGUUCCUUCCGCAUGCCCUAUCAAGAGAUUAAGAACGUUAUCCUGGAGGUGAAUGAGGCUGUUCUCACUGAAUCUAUGAUCCAGAACCUCAUUAAACAGAUGCCAGAACCAGAGCAGUUAAAAAUGCUUUCUGAACUGAAGGAUGAGUAUGAUGAUCUGGCUGAAUCAGAGCAGUUUGGCGUGGUGAUGGGCACAGUGCCCCGUCUUCGGCCUCGCCUCAAUGCCAUUCUCUUCAAGCUACAAUUCAGUGAGCAAGUUGAGAAUAUCAAGCCAGAGAUCGUGUCUGUCACUGCUGCAUGUGAGGAGCUGCGUAAGAGCGAGAGCUUCUCCAGCCUUCUGGAGAUCACACUGCUUGUUGGGAACUAUAUGAAUGCUGGCUCCAGGAAUGCUGGCGCUUUCGGCUUCAAUAUCAGCUUCCUCUGCAAGCUCCGAGACACCAAGUCCGCAGAUCAGAAGAUGACUUUGUUGCAUUUCCUGGCUGAGUUAUGUGAGAAUGACUACCCUGACGUCCUCAAGUUUCCUGAUGAGCUUGCCCACGUAGAGAAAGCCAGCCGAGUUUCUGCUGAGAACUUGCAGAAGAACUUAGAUCAGAUGAGGAAACAGAUCGCUGAUGUGGAACGUGAUGUUCAGAAUUUCCCAGCUGCCACAGACGAAAAGGACAAGUUUGUUGAGAAAAUGACUAUAUCCUUUCUUUAGAGGACUUGAUCCCAA
Molecule: messenger RNA, 821 nt
Organism: Peromyscus californicus insignis
Lineage: Eukaryota; Metazoa; Chordata; Mammalia; Rodentia; Cricetidae
Product: protein diaphanous homolog 1-like
Exons: 6
Coding region: 123-806 (227 amino acids)
Biological process (GO): actin filament polymerization
Cellular component (GO): cytoplasm; actin filament
Molecular function (GO): microtubule binding; actin binding
Source: RefSeq, a predicted model, not a curated record